Drosophila serrata is the source of this 1314-nucleotide messenger RNA. Its product is annotated as arrestin domain-containing protein 17. The record is from RefSeq and is a predicted model, not a curated record. Gene Ontology annotation, cellular component: cytoplasm. Lineage: Eukaryota; Metazoa; Arthropoda; Insecta; Diptera; Drosophilidae. Gene Ontology annotation, biological process: protein transport.
GUUUUAGCGGAUUCCUGCAACGGACAUUUGAACCUGGCCAAAAAAAAAUGGUCGUUACGUGUGAGAUCAGCUUCGAUAAUAAUAGACACGGCACUUUCUAUGCCGGUCAAUUGGUCAAUGGCUGUGUGACCCUCAAGUGCGACAGAUCCAAGGAGGUUCAAGCCGUUCUGCUCAAGGUAGUUGGAUAUUCCAUAACCAAAUGGAGUGAGAAAAGUCUGGGCUCGUCCAAGCUGUAUGCAGGCCGUGAGGAUUAUCUAUCAUCCAACUCUUAUCUGCUGGGUUCCGAGCAAAACAACAAUAGACACACCAUUCAGGCUGGCGUCCACACUUACACCUUUGCCUGCCAGCUGCCCUACCAGUGUCCCUCAUCCUUUGAAGGACGCCAUGGCUGCAUUCGUUACAUUGUCAAAGUCCUGCUGAUCAGACCCUGGAAAUUUGAUCAGGCCUACACCAAAGGUUUUACGGUGCUAAAGAUGCUGGAUCUGAAUUUUGAUACGCCACAAUUGCGAUUGGCUGCCCACAGCGAGGGUUAUCGCACCUUCUGCUGCGGUCCCUGCAAAACGGAUCCACUGAAACUGGAACUUCAUCUGCCCCAAGCUGGUUAUGUGCCUGGUCAGAAAAUACCCGUGACCGUGGUGGUGGUCAAUAACACAGCCGUGGCCGUCUCCGAGCUGCGACUCUCCCUUGUCAUGUUGGUGCGUUACUACAGUGUGAGUCCAGAGCAUUCGCGAGUGGAACGGAUCAUCAUUUCGCGGGCCAAAGGUGACUCCGUACUGAAACAGUGCACCCGCUCGCUGACCAUUGACCUGCCUGUGCCCUCUACUCCACCCACCUGCGUGGAGCUGAGCAACCUCAUCCAAAUCGCUUACCAGCUGGAGGUUGAGGCUCUCGUAAAGAGCCUGCGGGAGCAGCAACUGAUGGUUAUGCCAGUCACCAUUGGCACCAUUCCUUUGCCGGUUGCCGGCAUUGUGGUACAGCAACCUCCCCGUCGAAGUGGCCACUACGAGGGUCCGCAAUCCAGAAGGGAUCCUCCCGAUGAGCUACCCAUGGUGACGGCACUGGGCAAUGUACCCAACGAUCCAACUCCUAGUUCAACGGAUAUGGAUCUUCCCAAAUAUGAGGAAUCCAAGCACACGCAUCGCGGCAACAUCAACGAGGAGGAGUUAAAUGCCUUUGGAAGCAAUGAGUUUGCUCCACUGUAUCCUGUGUACAACAUCCCUAGUCCAACGCCUGUGCUUUCAGCGAAUACACGGAAUGCAGGUUUUGUCAAUCAGAGCUUUGUUAAAUAAAGCUUUAUGUUUUUGUUAAUUUUCC